Linderina pennispora is the source of this 1055-nucleotide messenger RNA. RefSeq lists its product as uncharacterized. The transcript has a single exon. Gene Ontology annotation, cellular component: nucleus. Bases 94 to 765 code for a protein of 223 amino acids. Gene Ontology annotation, biological process: positive regulation of transcription by RNA polymerase II. The record is from RefSeq and is a predicted model, not a curated record. Lineage: Eukaryota; Fungi; Kickxellomycota; Kickxellomycetes; Kickxellales; Kickxellaceae. Gene Ontology annotation, molecular function: ATP hydrolysis activity; histone binding; chromatin binding.
GCUCCGCCGACCCGGACGGUUUGACAGAGAGAUGUUGUUCCGGCUGCCUGGGCUCACGGCUCGGCACCGGAUCUUGCAGAUACACACACGGAAAUGGCCCAGGCAGCUGGCGGAGGACGAGCUGGCGGUGUUGACGGAUCUAACGCAAGGCUGGGGUGGCGCCGAUAUCCAGGCACUGUGUACCGAGGCUGCGCUGCGCGCUCUGCGCAGGCGGUACCUACUCUAUACGAAUCGGCGCAGCGGCUGCAAAUCAGCGCCGAUGUGAUCAACGUGUCAAUGACGGACCUGCGGCUAGCUGCCGCUCAGAUUGUCCCGUCGUCGCAGCGCUCGGCAACGUCAUCGGCCAUGCCGUUGCCGCAGCCGCUGCAGCCGCUGCUGGGGCAGUUGGUGGGCAUAGCGGCGCUGAAGCUGUCGACGGCGCUGGCGCUGGGCAGUUCGGCGCCAAAUGUCUUCCGCCCACGACUCGCCGUGCAUGGCGCAGCGGGCAUGGCCUCUGCCAGUGUCGGGGCGGCGGCUGCGUAUGCCAUGGAAGCCCGAGAUGUUCCAGUUUUCCAUGUGACGCCUGCUCUCCUCCACGACAUUGCGGGGGUCGGCCACCUGUUCCAAGAAGCGCUCAGGCGUCAGCCGAGCGUCCUCCACGUUCCAAUGGCUGACGGCUUGGCGCUGACCAUGGAUGCGGCUGCAAUUGCCAUGCUGGACCACUGCAUCCGCGCCCUGCCUAUUGGCGCACGCGUGGCGGUGCUUUGUGGAUGUCGAAGCCGAUGACUGGCGCAGCGCUCCCGAAUUCGUACGGCGGUGGUUCCAUGGCAUGUCGCAAACGUGCUUCCUUAAAAUUUCGGCACCCGAGCGCAUCGACCGCACGAACUUUUUCCAGACACUGGCGACUCACACCCCGCAGGCACCAGCACCGGAGCCGACAUCCGACCCGAAUGAGCUGCCUGCGGAUCCAAUACCUGCACCAGCGCCGGUUAACAUGCGGCUGGUGCAGCGCCAGCUGAAGCGCGCGCUACUCGAGGUGAUUCAUGCCGUGGCAGAAAACCGCCUCUUGCGCAUGU